Molecule: messenger RNA, 267 nt
Organism: Neoarthrinium moseri
Lineage: Eukaryota; Fungi; Ascomycota; Sordariomycetes; Amphisphaeriales; Apiosporaceae
Exons: 2
Coding region: 1-267 (88 amino acids)
Source: RefSeq, a predicted model, not a curated record
AUGGCGGACCAGGAAAGCUGUACGAAGCCACCUACUCACGACCUCGUGAACGAUGAUAUUCUCCUGCUUUGUAGAAUUGAAGGCGUCAAUUCGCCUACGGAUUCCGACUUCGCUGCAAUCACACCGGAGGACGAGCCCCUCACGGCCGAUGACAAGACCAGAAUCUGGAGUAUCAUCGCGCAACAAGAAGCAAGCCUUGAGAAGCCCAAGAUAGCCAACAAAUCUCCUGUUGCAACCGGUAACUCCGCCGACCUGUCUGCUAACUAA